UCGCGACCGACGCUGUCCCCCAUAGCCUUCUUUUUGCGGACGACGGCUCGCGGGGUAGCUUUCCUGCAUGCCUCCAGCCCGUCCGCCUGCGCGCCCGCCUGUCCGCUCGCCAUACCCUAUUGCUCCCAAUCUCGCUGCUAUUGUGCGGCAGUCGUUGCGCGCGCGAGGGGAAGCGGAGGCAAGGUAGGCGAGGUAGGUUGUGAGAGGUUGGAGAGGGGCCGAGAAGCUAGGGGAGCGGUCGUCCUGGUCGUUCUUUUCGAGUUCUUGUUGGCAGCGAAGCACGGAGCGAGUCAGAGAGAAGAGCGAGGGAGGGGAAGAGGAGGAGCAGGAGAAGGAAGAGGAGGAGGAGAGAGAAGAGGGAGAGGCCGCCUGAGAUGAUCGAGAGGCCGUCAGCGGCUAUACUCGCCUUGGCGUGAUUGAUUUCUAUGUCUCAGGCCGGCAAGAAGAGAUCGAGUAGCGUGGCGCACCAAUCGACAUCAGGUCCAGGAAAGAAGGCGAAAGGGCCGGCGGGAGUGGACAGCUUCGAUGCGAGUGCUCAUAUGGUGUCGGGAAGCAACGCUAAGCUGAUGGGGAGUGGUUUCGUUAGUUCCGCGUUUCUCGGCGAUCAGCUGAAUGAUUUACACGGCACCUCAGGAGAUAUGAUGAUUGAUCUGAAGCACCAGGCGGCGGGUGAUGGGUUCGGAUCCAUUGGCCCCUUCGGCGUGGAAAGCAGCAGCGGACAGGCGGCAACGGCCAACCUGUCCCGAAGAAAGCAGACCCCGGCGCAGCCAGUCAAGAGGCCCAUAAUCAAGGCGUUCAGAGAAAAGCCGAAAUUGCCGGACAACUUUGAAGAAAGGACGUGGGAGAAGCUGAAGGAAGCGGUUACUGCGAUUCAUCAGAAACAGUCUGUAUCAUGCAGCCUGGAAGAGCUUUACAGGGCUGUCGAAGACUUGUGCGUCCACAGGAUGGCCCCAAAUUUGUACCGAAGGCUGCAGCAGGAAUGUGAGUGCCACAUCUCUGCAAAGUUGAGGGGGCUGCUUGGCCAGAGUCCAGAUCCUGUCGUGUUCCUUACGCAUGUGGACAGUGCAUGGCAGGACCAUUGCAACCAAAUGCUGAUGAUUCGCAGUAUUGCUCUCUAUCUUGACCGUACAUAUGUGCUCCAAAACUCCAGUGUACGGUCGCUGUGGGAUAUGGGCCUUCAGCUGUUCCGCAAGCAUCUUGCAUCAUGCCCUGAGGUGGAGAAGAAGACCGUCAAGGGACUGCUGAGGCUGAUUGAGCGUGAAAGGUUGGGGGAGACAGUUGACAGGCCGUUGCUGAAAAACCUGUUGAGGAUGUUUGGCGCGCUUGGGAUCUACACAGAGAGCUUUGAACGACCAUUCUUGGAAGAGACGGCAGAGUUCUAUGCAGCUGAAGGGACAAGGUUCAUGCAGCAGACUGAUGUGCCCGACUAUCUGAAGCAUGUAGAGACUCGUCUCCAUGAAGAAAAUGAGCGAUGUUUGCAGUACCUUGAUUUAGCGACACGCAAGCCACUCAUUGCAGUUGCAGAAAAGCAACUUCUGGAGCGGCACACAGCAGCAACUCUAGAGAAGGGAUUCCGUCAACUGAUGGAUGCCAACAGAGUUGCAGACCUGGGACGUAUGUACUCACUUUUCAUGAGAGUAAAUGCACUGGACUUGUUGAAGCAAGCCUUCAGCCAGUAUGUCAAGCAAAUGGGCCAAGAGCUGGUUAUGGACGAGGAGAAGGAAAAGGAUAUGGUAUCUUACCUGCUAGACCUGAAAGCACGGUUGGAUACUAUCAGGGAGGAGAGUUUCCAGAACCAAGAAGUGUUUGCGAAUACUCUCAAAGAUGCAUUCGAACAUGUCGUGAACUUACGCCAGAAUCGCCCAGCAGAGCUGAUAGCGAAGUUUAUUGAUGCAAAGCUGCGAGCAGGAAACAAAGGAACAUCCGAGGAGGAACUGGAAGCGGUGCUUGAUAAGGUGCUGGUGCUCUUCAGAUUCAUUCAGGGAAAAGAUGUGUUUGAGGCAUUUUACAAGAAGGAUCUUGCAAAACGUCUUCUUCUAGGAAAAAGUGCUUCCAUCGAUGCAGAGAAGUCCAUGAUCUCCAAGCUGAAGACGGAAUGCGGUAGUCAGUUCACAAAUAAACUUGAAGGCAUGUUCAAGGACAUCGACUUGUCGAAAGACAUCAUAGAUUCGUUCCGGCAGUCUGCACAGGCAAGAACCAAGCUCCCAUCUGGGAUUGAGAUGAAUGUGCAUGUGUUGACAACCGGGUAUUGGCCAACUUAUCCACCGAUGGAAGUCAAGCUACCACAUGAGCUGAAUGUCUACCAGGAUAUUUUCAAAGAGUUUUAUCUGAGCAAGCACAGUGGAAGGCGACUGAUGUGGCAGAAUUCUCUCGGUCAUUGUGUACUGAAGGCCGAUUUUCCCAAGGGCAAGAAGGAGCUUUCUGUCUCGCUCUUCCAGACCGUUGUGCUGAUGCUGUUCAAUGAUGAGGACAGAUUGAGCUACCAGGAAAUUAAAGACGCCACUGGAAUAGAGGACAGGGAGUUGAGGCGAACCCUGCAGUCCUUAGCUUGUGCGAAAAUAAGGGUGCUGCAGAAGUUUCCUAAAGGCCGGGAUGUGGAGGAUGAUGACGUCUUCUCUUUCAAUGAGGAUUUCACUGCAUCAUUGUUUCGAAUCAAGGUUAAUGCCAUUCAGUUGAAAGAGACGGUGGAGGAGAACACCAGUACCACAGAGAGAGUGUUUCAGGACAGGCAAUAUCAGCUGAAGUUCCCGUUGAAGCCUGCGGAUCUGAAGAAGAGGAUUGAGAGCCUCAUCGAUCGCGAGUAUCUUGAGAGGGAUAAAUCCAAUGCACAGAAGUACAACUAUCUUGCUUAGCAUUUGGACAUGGGGUGCUUUCUCUGCGUGAAUUCUGUAGUUUUCCCUCAUCUUGAACAGACCACCACAAUUUCUGGUUCCCUGCAACCCUCUCCUGCAUUUAGCCAUCCUGUGAAGUUGGUGAGGGACUGUCUGUGGCGUGUAAUGGCAUUGAGGAUUAUCAGUGGCAUUCCGCAUUGCUCCCUGAAAAGUGAUGUGAUAUAUUUUAACAACUUGGUGCUGGAUGAUGUCCGCUGUCCACUGAUUGACAAGUCCUGCACAAGAAGCAUGUCUUCCCUGGUACAUGUAAGUGGUGAUUUGUGUCAGGAUAAGACUGCUGCCGUUGUACUGGUGCCCCAGGAAGGAACUCCAUUUUUUUGAAGAAAUGGGGAGCGAGGCGGAUGCAGAAGAGUGCGUUGCGUGGCGAUCUCCUCUGCCUCUGUGAAGGCAAGUUGAAAAUAGGCGUAUCUCCUGUAAUUUCGUCCACAUCUCGACAGUGAUUAUCUCCUGUAGUCUUAAUCACAUCUCGAGUUCCAUAUUCCUCUUGUCCCCGUCCUUGUCCUGAAGGCCUUAGUAAGAAGAAUUAGGAGUGUACAUGCAGAUGAGGCAGAACCAUGCAAACACGGAACUGCCUUCGUGCUUAAAGAGAUGCCAGAAAAUAAUUCCCUUGCCCCACCCGUCCGCAACCCCCCAUCAUCUCUCCUCGACACCCCGCCAACCCUGCCCUCGGCGAACAAGUAGAGGAUCGCUCCAGCAAGUCAGUUUUGUCAGUGUCAGUCACUUGUCUGUGCCUAGAAGGGGUGAGAGGUUUAGGGUUCAGGGUCUUCCGACCAUUGACUCAUUCGUUUUCUGAGGUGCCAACUUGUUUGUAUCUUGUCCCCCUCUUCAUAUUCUCCACUGUUCUGCAUUCACCCUCAUGGCCAUGCCUCCAUGAGCCCCAGCAUUUCAUUGCGUGUUUUACUAUCCCGCCUGCCCUGCCAGUUCUCUCACCAGCCACUUUUCAGAAGCAUGGCUACUCCUUGCAUCUGCAAUAUCAGGGUCUGAAGGGGUAUCAUCAGGGUCGGAAGGGGUUUGGUCGGCGGUGAUGGGGAGGGGAGAGGAGCGUGGGGUUCGAACUCAUUGGGAGCACGCUCCAUCCUUGGCCUUAGGAGGAUCUGUAGGUUGUGUUCUGUUUUUUCCUUGGCUGGAAUGUGCUUGGGGUUGGAAACUUCCCCAAUGAAUAUCUUGCGCUAGAGACAGGAGCAGGCUGUACAUAGUGUUAUGCAAAAAUGUGCCAAUUCACUACCGUAGUUGGAUUUUUUCUCAUCAGGAAGUCUGAAUUGUGCAGUAUCGCUAGUCGGUUUUCCGUUGUGGCUCUUCUUGAAACAAAUCAUUUCUGUCUUUUCCUCCUUGGAAUACCUGGAACCUUGCCAACGAAGGACCUGGUGCCAUCGUCGCGUUGGAGAAGCCUUGGGAUGCUUUUUCCCAUGGUUUCUCCCUGCCCUUGAGAGGUGUCCCCUGAGGGAAGUUCUGUAGGGGAGUGUCCUGUCCAUGCCGGAUUUCAGCCAUGUCCAGAUUGCUCUUCGGUUGCCUGUGGAAAAAGGUUCUCUGGUUGGCGUUAUGUUUCGUUCCUGGGAAAUGUGUCACAUUCAUCCUUGAGAAAAGUCUGUUAUUCAUGUCUGUUCUGUUGUUUCAGUCAUUCACGUAUGUGCAGUGCGUAUUCACUUGCCGAUGUGUCAUUGGGGAGAAUUUCAUUAGCUCGCAAAGCGUUUGCCACCGGAGCUCG
Molecule: messenger RNA, 4596 nt
Organism: Chara braunii
Lineage: Eukaryota; Viridiplantae; Streptophyta; Charophyceae; Charales; Characeae
Source: the annotation of a GenBank genome assembly